AUGACCGAAUCUUGCAGGCAUAAUAAUUGGUUCUCAAUCCUAGUUAAUGGGGAGAGCUGUGGCUUCUUCAAAUCCACCCGAGGGCUGCGUCAGGGUGACUCGUUAUCCCCAUGCCUUUUUAUCCUUGCAGCCGAGGCUCUCAGUAGGGGCUUCUCUACUCUGAUUGCGGACGGGCUAUGCAGUCCUUUCAAGUUGAAACAGGGAUGCCUCCAACUCUCCCACCUCCUAUAUGCAGAUGACACGGUGCUAUUCAUCAAUGGGUCCCGCCGGUCGCUCUCAGCAGUUCGAGAUUUCUUGCAUAAAAUCAGUCAGCGUCAGGCCAGUGCAUUAACCUGCGGAAAAGUGCAUUUUUCUGUUCUUCUAAGCUCCCUGCAAGCUGAAGGCGGGCUGGGCAUCAGAAAAUUGAAGGAUGUCGUGAGGGCUCUCCAUCUCAAGAUGGCGUGGAGGGUCAGGCAUGGCCAGUGGGAAAUUGGCCGCAACAACUGCAAUAUGUGGCGGUGUAAUUGGUCCGGCCUGGGUCCUUUGCAAGACAUCCCUUCCAUUAUCAUCCCUUCUGAUCGUCGAGACCUUCUGAUGGUUGAUUUCCUUACAGCUAAUGACCUAAAGCAGGACACGCCGGUAGCUCUUCCUGCCUCGAUUCGGGCUCACAUCGUCAAUGGAGGAUUCUGCACUUCCAACAGCGACGACUCUUACAUCUGGCCUCAUGGCCCUGGUGGUAUUUUUUCUAUAAAUUCAGGGUGGGAGGUGGUGAGGACGCACAGGCAAAGAUUGCCCUGGGCAAAGUGGGUGUGGCACCCAUUACUUCCCCCUAAGAUCUUUGUUUUCCUUUGGAAGGUUCUGAUGAAUGUGCUCCCCAUUGAUGGAAAUGUUCAGAAAAAAGGAAUCUCCCUCGUGUCGAAGUGCAAAUGCUGCGAGUUGGGGCAUAAUCUCUCUUCUUACGCCGAAUCUGUCCCAUCUUUUCCUGCACAGGUCCCUGGCGCAGGGGAUCUGGAACCUUGUUGCCAACAUGCUGGAAGUGCCGUCAGCUCCUCAUUUCUCCAUUCUUGA
This is a messenger RNA of Magnolia sinica, 1047 nucleotides long. RefSeq lists its product as uncharacterized. Bases 1 to 1047 code for a protein of 348 amino acids. The record is from RefSeq and is a predicted model, not a curated record. The transcript is spliced from 3 exons. NCBI's taxonomy places the organism in Eukaryota, Viridiplantae, Streptophyta, Magnoliopsida, Magnoliales, Magnoliaceae.